Camponotus floridanus (Florida carpenter ant) is the source of this 2496-nucleotide messenger RNA. RefSeq lists its product as uncharacterized. The transcript is spliced from 6 exons. Lineage: Eukaryota; Metazoa; Arthropoda; Insecta; Hymenoptera; Formicidae. Bases 154 to 2454 code for a protein of 766 amino acids. The record is from RefSeq and is a predicted model, not a curated record.
AUGUAGCGCGAAGGUUGUACGCGCGGCUUGUGUGUGUGCGUGUUCUCGUUGGAAAUUUCGGAGUAUCUCGUGAUUUGCAACGGACAUUGAAUCGGAUCGACUCAUCCCUGUCUCGCGGAUGUUGUGCACGCAAUCUCAUAGAGCUGGGUCUUGAUGCGGAUCGAAUCAUCCGCCAGGAUGGACAAGAGGUUGUCAGAAUCGUCAGGAACGCCGCGUCAAGGACUCCAGAAUCCCUCGAGGAAGAGUAAAAGACGCUCCAGUCGUAGGAGCAAUCCCCUGGAUACAGUACUGGAUACCUGGAACGGUCCUCAGAAUAAGCAGGAUGGCAGCCUGGUGUCGAAUGUCGAGUACCCGACGCAGAUGCUGUGGCAGUCGGCGAAUGUGCCGCAAAACGUGGCGGGUAAUGGACAACGUCUAUUCGCCGCGAUGUCCGAUCCGAGUGUCUGCGGCUAUUCACCGCUGCCGGUGACGUACACUAUGCAGCCCGUCUCACUGCCACCAAUGUAUAGGAUGUAUCAGCCGAUGCCGGUGCCGAACGUUAGAACUGUCCACAGUAGACGCAGACGUCACUGCAACGAGCAUUUGGCAAACGUUUGUCCUAAUGCCAAUAAUAAUGUUGUUAACGGAUAUAGUAGUCUGCAGGAAAAUGGAAGACUUGAGACUACUGUGUAUAUUGCUCAUCAAAAUGGAGACUACGCCAGUCUACCAUCCACCGCCAAUAAAGAUAGUGGCAUCAAUAGCGAUGAACUGAAUUCAGAACAAAGGAGAUAUUCAGAUCCUGGAUUGGGACCUCCUGAGAAUUCAUCUCAUUCAGACAAUUCUGAUGAUUCCGAUAGUAUCGAGAGUGGAAGUUCUGUAACAACAAUUAGCCGUAGUAAUAAGCUUGUCCUAUCACUCAUUGAACAGAUGACAGAACUAAAAAAAUGCAACAGUCAAUUGUUCAAAGAACUCAGUGAAACUAAAUCAAAUGUAGACAAUAUAAAAGCAAAAUUAGCACAAUGUAAACACAAUACUCCUACAGAUUAUCAACCUGGAAUGUUAUCAGGACUUAUAGGUGAAAUUAGAGAAGCUAAUAAAAAUUGUGAAGAAGGUUUAGUUACAAAAGUCAAGAUUAUAUUGGAAGAGAGAUAUCACCAACAAGCAAAAGAAGUGGAAGAGCUUAAGGACCAAUUGUCAAAGUUGACAAAAGAAAAGGAAGAAAGUGAUAAACGUGUCGCGAAACUGGAGGAGGAACUGGCAGCGUUGAAGCUGAGCGCGACCAACGAGGGCCGCGAGAUCGCAGCCUUCGAGGAGGAGACCCUGGCGCUGCGACGGGAGCUCCAGGAGGCGCGGGCGUCCAGGACCUUGGCCGAGAACCACGCGGCAAAGUGCGUAAACUUUGCGGUAUCCACAUCUGUCACGCGUGUAACUUUCGAUACGCCCUGUAUAACCAGCACCCCCGUGCGUACCGCUCUUUCCGACACUUGCUCCUUACCCCCCGUUUUCCCGCCCGCAAUCUCGUCGCACACUUCCUCCGUCCUACGUUCCCGUUCUGCGGAGGUAGCGGCUCUUUUGCUCGUCUCCGAAGAUGCGAAUUAUUGUCGAAACUCUGAAUCCAGAUCAGUGUCUCGCGAUCUCGCGCAAGACUUUUCACUGUUGGAGGACGAAAACGAGCGGUGUUCCGAGACCUCGACGCCCUGUCAAACCGCUCUGACUUGCUCGAAUGAAGACACCGUGAACGCGAUUGAAAUCGAAUCUCGGGACAGGAUCAGAAAUCAGAACUCAGGACUCGCUAAUAUCGCGACUCGUUUAGAUAUUUCGUCGAAGUUGAAGGAUUAUCCGGCGUCCUUCAAUCGAAAGGAAGCGUGUAUCGUUGAAAAAAGCGAUGGCAAAGUAAAAUUAAUUGAGGAGGAAACGAGACACUUGACGACUGACAGCUCAUUGUCGGAGGAACAAAUUGGCGAUCAACCUCGAGGGAAAUACGCGAACGCGGAGAUGACAUCGGUAAUGGAAAAGGAUGAAGCAAGAAUCCUCGCAUCGCCGAGCGUUCUCGAUGAGCAGAAAAAUUUACCAAGCGACACGACGAGCAAAGUGAAGAGCUCGAUUAAUCACCUGAGUUGGCAAAAAAUGUGCACGUUUCAUAAUCAACGAGGCAGCUUUAAGAAACCGCGACGGAGGAACGGCAACUUGAGGAGAUCAUUCAGCGAGACCGACAAGAAUCCGCGCCAGGACAUCAAGGUCGACACGAGUCCCCCGUGCUCCUCGAAAGAGACGAUCGGGGCCAGUAGUCGCGACACGAUGAGCGAGGAUGAAGAAGGUUGUUGCUCUCGCAACGACAAUCGCAUUAUCGAGGUGCCGGACGUCGCUGUGGUCAGUGGUGGCUCCAUCGUGCCGAAAAACCUCUGCUCGACAACCCCGAUCUCCAGAACCCAAAGAGCACCUUCACGUGCCACCUACACCACCGCCUAUAUCUAAGUUACGUACGCGCGGGGCCCCGGCAAAAAAAAAAAAAAAAAA